Molecule: messenger RNA, 2295 nt
Organism: Knipowitschia caucasica
Lineage: Eukaryota; Metazoa; Chordata; Actinopteri; Gobiiformes; Gobiidae
Source: the annotation of a GenBank genome assembly
AUGGAUUACCUGUUGGGGAUAGUGGUGUUGCUGUGCAGCGCAGUGCAACCGCUGACAGCACUGGAGCCCAAGCACACAGUGCCAAGGCUAAAACUGUCAUUUAAGGAGAUGUUGGAGUCUAGUAAUCUUGUAACCUUCAAUGGCCUAGCCAACAGUUCAAGCUACGAUGCAUUUCUACUUGAUGAGGAGCGAGGGAGGUUAUUGGUGGGUGCAGAGGACCACAUAUUCUCGUUUGACCUUGUGAACAUUAACAGAGACCACAGAAUGAUUACGUGGCCUGCCACACCCUCAAAACGGGAUGAGUGCAAGUGGGCAGGAAAAGAUUUAGGGAAAGAGUGUUCCAACUUUAUCCGAGUGCUGCACCCGUACAACCAGACCCACUUGUACAUCUGCGGCACAGGGGCCUUUCAUCCCAUUUGUUCGUUUCUGGAGAUGGGCAAAAGGGCAGAGGACAACAUCUUCCGAAUGACACAGCAUUUUGAGAACGGCCGCGGGAAAAGCCCCUACGAUCCAAAGAUGUUGUCUGCCUCUCUGCUGAUCGAUGGUGAGCUGUACUCUGGCACAUCUGCUGACUUUAUGGGAAGAGACUUUGCCAUUUUCCGAACUCUGGGAGACCACCAUCCAAUCAGAACAGAGCAGCAUGAUUCAAGAUGGCUGAAUGAUCCCAGAUUCAUUAGUGUGCACCUAAUCCCCGAGAGUGACAACCCAGAAGACGACAAAAUCUUCCUGUUUUUCAAGGAGAACGCCAUGGACGGGGAGCACACCGGGAAGGCCACCAUCGCGAGAAUAGGACAACUGUGUAAGAACGACAUGGGCGGUCACAGAAGUCUGGUCAACAAAUGGACCACGUUCCUCAAAGCUCGCCUGAUGUGCUCCGUACCUGGGGUCAACGGUAUCGACACGCAUUUUGACGAACUUCAGGACGUGUUCCUCAUGAGCGCCAAGGACCCCAAGAAUCCCCUUAUCUACGCGGUGUUUACCACUUCCAGUAACAUAUUUAAGGGUUCGGCUGUGUGUAUGUACAACAUGGUGGACAUCAGGAGAGUAUUUCUGGGUUCCUAUGCUCACCGAGAUGGCCCAAACUACCAGUGGGUGCCAUUCCAAGGAAGAGUCCCCUACCCUCGGCCUGGCACUUGUCCUAGUAAAACCUUUGGGGGUUUUGACUCCACCAAAGAUCUGCCAGAUGAUGUCAUCACCUUCGCUCGGGGUCACCCAGCCAUGUAUAACCCAGUGCAGCCCAUAGGGGGACGUCCCAUCAUGGUGCGCACAGACGUGGACUACCAGUUCUCUCAGCUGGUGGUGGACAGAGUGGAGGCUGAGGAUGGGCAGUAUGAUGUCAUGUUCAUAGGCACAGACAGAGGCACUGUGCUGAAGGUGGUGACCAUCCCCAGAGAGAGUUGGCAUGACCUAGAAGAGGUGGUGCUGGAGGAGAUGACGGUGUUUAGGGACCCUACUCCCAUCACUGCAAUGGAGCUGUCAACAAAACAGCAACAGCUGUACCUUGGCUCAGCGCUGGGCGUAUCACAGAUGUCGUUACACCGGUGUGAGGUAUAUGGCAAAGCCUGUGCAGAGUGCUGUCUGGCCAGAGACCCGUACUGCGCCUGGGACGGCACUGAGUGCUCCAGAUAUUUCCCCACUGCCAAAAGGCGUACCAGAAGACAAGACAUUAGAAAUGGCGAUCCUAUGUCUCAGUGUUCAGACCUUCAACUUCAUGAUGACAUGGAUGGGACUGGAAGCACUGUAGAAGACAGGACGGUGUUUGGAGUGGAGAACAGCAGCAUGUUUCUGGAGUGCAGUCCCAAAUCUCAGCGAGCUCUCAUUUACUGGCAACUGCAGAGACUGAACGAGGACCGUAAAAUAGAGAUCAGAUUUGAUGAGAGAAUCCUACGCACGGACCAGGGCCUGCUAAUACGCACUCUGUCCCAGUCCGACGUGGGGACCUACCACUGCCAGGCUGUAGAGCACGGCUUCAUACAGCCCCUCAUGCGUCUCAACCUGCAGGUCAUCCCCACACAAAAGCUGGGGGACAUCCUGCCAGGCUUCCCCGUCGCGGGAAGCGGUGUGGGUCCCUCUGCCAAACACAGAAUGUGGUAUCGAGAUUUCCUCUCUCUCCUGGACCACCCAGACCUCAACAGUGUGGAGGAGUUUUGUGACAGAGUUUGGAAAAAAGAACUGAUCAAAAACAGCAACUCUCCUGCCAAAGUUGAACUGUCCUCUGUGAUGCAGCAGCGCCCUCUGCUGGUCGUCCUCGCUCCUAGCACGUCACGAAAUAACGUUUCUCACAUGUGGCAGUAA